AUGGCGUGCGGGGUCCAUGUGUUGGUGUUGUUAGCAGGCACUGUGCUGGUGGCUGCAUAUCCACGGAAUUAUUUUACCUUGCUUGCUGAACCAGAUGAUCCCGUCUCUACGGUGCCGUUCGAGGGCAAGUUGAGUCGCGAGGCGGCGCUGUCGCGCGUGACCGCCCUGCGCGCCGCCAUGGCCGCCAAGAACGUACACGCGUACAUCGUACCCACGGCAGACGCGCAUAACUCCCAGUACAUAGCGCCGUGCGACGCUCGUCGGGAGUGGCUGUCGGGUCUGUCAGGGUCGGCAGGCACGGCGGUGGUGACGGGCACCGCGGCGCUCGUGUGGACCGACGCCAGAUACUUCACGCAGUUCGACAUGGAGGUCGAUACUAGCGUGUGGACGUUAAUGCGGCAAGGUACGGAUGCGCCCAUCGACAGCUGGCUGGCCACGAACCUGCCCGCCGACUCCGCCGUGGGGGUCGAUCCCACUACCUACACCAGAACUGCCUGGAUCGCUCUUGAGAACUCGCUGUCAGCGGUCGGAGUGCGGCUGGUUGCUGUGACGGACAACCUGGUGGACGAGGCGCGGCGCUCGCUGGACGACCCGCCGCCGCCGCGACCCAGCGAGCCCCUCAUCACCCUGCAGCGGGACUUCAGCGGUAAAGCAUCAAGCGACAAGAUAUCGGAGUUGAUAGCUCAGAUGAACGCCCGCGGCGCCUCCGCCCUCAUACUCACCGCGCUUGACGACGUGGCUUAUACCCUAAACCUGCGCGGUUCGGAUAUCCCUUACAACCCGGUGUUCUUCGCAUACCUCGUGAUAAGAGCUGACUUGACGUCGAACAACGUGAUCCUUUUCUGGGGCGACGGUCAGCUGCCGGCCAACAUCGUGCAGUUCCUGGCCUCCGAGCUGACCACCGUCGACGCCAGACCAUACGCAGACAUAUACACCUAUCUGGCCAGUUUGAGUACGGACCUACCGACCGGCAGCACGAUGUGGUUGUCUCUUGAUGGCAGCCACGCCGUAUACGUCGCCGCCGAGACCAACAGCGCUGUGACAACCCUGAGUACAGUGUCGCCGGUCGCGCUCAUGAAGUGCAUCAAGAACGAAGUUGAACUGAAAGGUUUCCGUAACGCGCACAUCAAGGACGGUCUGGCAGUAGUACGGUUCCUGCGGUGGGUGCACGCGCAGGUCGACGCCGGCGUCGCCGUCACCGAGAUCGACGUCGUCAACAAGCUGGACGAGCUGAGAGGUGAGGAGCUAGACUACUUCGGUCCGUCAUUCUCGACGAUAGCGGGCGCGGGUGAGAACGGAGCCGUCAUACACUACAAGCCGUCGCCGGAGGGCGAGCAGCGCGUCAUCACGAAGGACGACAUGCUGCUUGUGGACUCGGGAGGACAGUACCGGGACGGCACGACGGACAUAACACGCACACGUCACAUGAGCUCCUCCCCCACCGACAAGCAGCGGCUUGCCUUCACCCGCGUGCUGCAGGGACAGAUACUGCUGGGCACCGCUGUCUUCCCCCGCGGCAUCAUGGGCAACGUUCUAGAGACCCUCGCUCGGAAGGCGCUAUGGGACGUGGGGCUGAACUACGGUCACGGCACGGGGCACGGCGUGGGCCACUUCCUCAACGUGCACGAGGGACCGUCCUGGAUACUGAGCUCGCCCAUCGCCACUGACCCCGGCAUCUCCGCUGGGAUGAUCUUCAGUGACGAGCCCGGGUACUACGAGGUAGGCGAAUACGGCAUCAGACACGAGGACCUCGUCGAAGUCAUCGAGAUGAACAACGACGCAGAUCACAUUUAUGCUGAAGGUUUAGUUGGUGAUUUCGAUGGCGUGGGUGCGCUGGGCUUCUACACAAUAUCGCUGGCGCCCCACCAGACCGCCUGCUUGGAUGUCAACUUACUCAAUGACCAUGAGUUAAAAUACAUAAACGACUACCACGCAAGGGUGCUGGCUACACUUGGACCAAUACUAUUGGAGAGGAAUCUGACGGAAGACUACAACUGGUUGCAGCAGGAAUGCUCACCGAUAUACCGCAGUUCCGCUGCCUUCUUCACUUUGUCACCUCUGAUACUAUUACUGAGCAUCUUUACUCUAUGGUUUAGAGCAUAAAUAAAAUAUAUAAACAUGUU
Aricia agestis (brown argus) is the source of this 2123-nucleotide messenger RNA. RefSeq names its product xaa-Pro aminopeptidase ApepP-like. Lineage: Eukaryota; Metazoa; Arthropoda; Insecta; Lepidoptera; Lycaenidae. The coding region runs from base 1 to 2103 and encodes 700 amino acids. The transcript has 18 exons. The record is from RefSeq and is a predicted model, not a curated record.